This is a messenger RNA of Sinocyclocheilus anshuiensis, 2685 nucleotides long. Its product is annotated as ankyrin repeat and BTB/POZ domain-containing protein 1-like. Bases 391 to 1821 code for a protein of 476 amino acids. Gene Ontology annotation, molecular function: protein binding. The record is from RefSeq and is a predicted model, not a curated record. NCBI's taxonomy places the organism in Eukaryota, Metazoa, Chordata, Actinopteri, Cypriniformes, Cyprinidae. Gene Ontology annotation, cellular component: cytoplasm; ubiquitin ligase complex. The transcript is spliced from 12 exons.
AUUAACGAUAAAUCAAAUGCCCAAAUCCAAUUUCAUUUUAUCAUCUGGGGUAGCACAGACUAAAGCAAAAAUGAAAAUGGAAUAUAAUUUGCGUUUGAUAAAAAGAUGUAGUCGCGUCAGUAGGACUGUUUAUAUUCCAGCACCGUCCUUUAGAGGGCGCUGUUGAGACGCACGUAAAGCUCAACUGUACGUACACAAAUCUGCUUCCUGUUUACGUUUGUUGAGCGCUUUCUUAGUGCGAGAAGAAACAGCAGACGUCGCGAACUGCACCUGGAAACAGGCUCCGCGUUAGUUUUGUUCAGAGCCGUCGCUGUCCGUACGCCUGCAGCCGACCCUGUUUGUUAGACAGGCCGUUUCAAUGCAUUUCAGAGAAGCUUUACCGCCGCGCAGAUGGACGCUGUUGAUCUGUUUUCAAGCUGCAGAAAGGGCGACAUUGCCAGAGUGAGAUACCUGGUUGAACAGAGGGAUGUAGAACUGAACAUCAGAGAUAAGUGGGACAGCACACCUCUGUAUUAUGCAUGUCUCUGUGGACAUGAAGAGCUGGUGCAGUACCUGCUUGCCAACGGAGCAAAGUGUGAGGCGAACACGUUUGACGGCGAGCGCUGUCUGUACGGAGCGCUGAGUGACCCCAUCCGCCGCCUGCUCAAAGAGUACAAGUGCAUCACGGCGAAGGCCAUGCAGAGAGACUAUUACGACCAGUUCCUGCAGACGCUUUUGGAGCAGGGAAACUACAGCGAUGUGACGUUUAUGGUGCACGGUGAGAUGUUUAAGGCCCACCGCUGUAUCUUGAGUGCCCAAUCAGAAUACUUCGCCCACAUGCUGGAGACCAAGUGGAGGGGGAAGAGUGACAUUACCCUCAAACAUCCACUGGUCAACCCUGCUGCAUUUGGUGCAAACAUGCGGUAUUUCUACACUGGCCGUUUGGAUAUAGAUGUGAAUUACGUGGAGGACUGCAAGCGUUUGGCGAAACAGUGCAAGAUCAGCGAGCUGAUUGAGGAGCUGGAAGUGAAGUGCAAACAGGUCUAUGAGUUUGUGUCUAAUAAGCCUGGGACGUGUGUGAAGGUGUUGACUCUGGUUCCUCAUGACUUUCAGCUGCAGGAUGGAAUGGCUCUGCUGGCUGACAGCGCACUUCCUGCCGAGCUGCGGGUUGGAUAUGGUCAGCUUCCUUUCGAUCUAGCUGAUAGUUUUCCGAGUUACCCUGACAUCUGCUUCCGGGUGGAGGGCUAUGACUUCCUGUGUCAUAAGGUGUUUUUCUGUAGUCGUAGUGAUUAUUUUAAGGCGCUGCUGGAGGAUCAUUUCAGCGAGGGUGAAACUCUGCAGACUCAUCCCAGUAUUCCUGUCAUCACCCUUCAUGAUGUGUCUCACGAUUUGUUUACAAGAAUCCUUUACUACAUCUACAGCGAUAACACUCAGCUCUCUCAUGAGAACAUGUAUGAGGUUCUGUGUGUGGCCGACAUGUACCUGUUAUCGGGUCUGAAGCGUCUGUGUGGCAGGACUCUGGCUGUGCUGCUCAACGAGGAGAACGUGCUGCACAUGUGGAAGACGGCCAAACUGUUCCGGCUCUCGCGUCUGGAGGACCAGUGCACUGAAUACAUGGCCAAGUUCAUAGAACGGCUGGUGGAAAGGCCAGAGUUCGCUGAUAUGAUCAGAGAGGAUGCUGGGAAUGUGGCCGCCAGGCAGGAAACUGAUUCCAUCCCUCUGGUAGACGAGAUCCGUUUCCACAUCGCCAGUAACGUUCAGACGUACAGCGCCAUCGAGGAGGCCAACCAGAAACUCAGCGCCCUGGAGCUCCUGCUGGCCAGCAUCGGGCUGGAGUGCUGAGAAACACAACUAACAUGAGGUCUGGAGAGAGCACGGUGCUGGCGGAUCAAUCAAAUGCUACCAAAUGCUUUACAUGCACAGAUAAUCCAAAGUAGCAAACUAGCACCACAUUAGCAGUAACAAACUAAUAUGGUCGAAUCUAACCAAAAACAUGCAUAUAUGGAGUCGGUGUGCGUCAUCUUACAGUGGCCUGUUAUGAUGCAGAGAAGCUUCCUGUCUUCAGUUGUUUUUUUAUGAACAAAAAGAGAGACGAAAGCUUGACAUUUUGACAUUUCACCGGUCGUGAGCUUUAUAUAUCAGAACAAGUUCUUCGUGAUAUUUGGACAUACGCUGUUCAUUCUUCCACAUGCGUCAUGACAGAUGUAGCAGAAUAUUUAGCAAGCUUUAUAGGAAACUUUUAAGUUAUGAGUCAAAACAAUGCUGUUACAUCACCGAAUAUGAUUUGAGCCAAUGAUUAAUCUAGGAUGAGGCCAUUCUUUAAGGAAAGAAUGAUUUAUUGACAUGCAUUUGAGAAAAGGAGUGCACUGAAAAAGAAUCUUUUUUGAGAUUUUCACAUUUUUGGUGUUCAUGAUAGGACUGACAAUUCAAAACAUCCUCCAAGAAUGAUUUCACUUGCGUUCUCUCUGGUGUUUGUGUGAGAGUUUGCCAUUUGUUUAAGCAAGUAGAUAAUUAUUUAUGCCUCGAAAUGUGUUCACUUACAUCUUCCAGCACUGAUAGAGAAGUUUUCCAGCUUUGCAUCCACAGACUUCUGGUAAUAUGCAUGCAAUAUUUGCAUAGAAUUACUCAAUGAAUGAAUAAAGUACUUAAUAUUUCUCCACCUUAACAUGUUUUCCUGCAUUGGUUUGAUUUUGUUUCCUAGCCUUU